Micromonas pusilla CCMP1545 is the source of this 6169-nucleotide messenger RNA. RefSeq names its product SNF2 super family. Gene Ontology annotation, molecular function: TBP-class protein binding; ATP hydrolysis activity; ATP-dependent chromatin remodeler activity. Bases 149 to 6169 code for a protein of 2006 amino acids. Lineage: Eukaryota; Viridiplantae; Chlorophyta; Mamiellophyceae; Mamiellales; Mamiellaceae. The record is from RefSeq and is a predicted model, not a curated record. The transcript has 5 exons.
CCCGCGGUGCGGCGAGACUCCGCGCGAGGACGCUCGAGAGGGAGGCGCUCGAGCGGCGGGAUAUCGCGGUAGGAGGCGGGCUCGCGCGGCGGCGAUCGAUCCGUCGAAGCAUCCAUCCAUCGUCCGCCCGUCGUCGUCGUCGCGCGCGAUGGCGGAGACCGCGGGAGGGAGCCGGCUGGAUCGCCUGAUCCAGCUCCUCGAGACCGGCUCCACCGCGGCGGCGAGGAACGAAGCCGCGAGGCAGAUCGGCGAGAUCGCCGCCGCGCACAGCAACCAGCUCCCGAACCUCCUGCGACGGAUCCGGUACCUCUUGAAGAACAAACAAUGGGAGACGCGCGUCGCCGCGGCGAGGACGAUCUCGCACGUGUGCUCCGGGAUCUCGCACGCGACGGUGGAGGACGUCGCGAAGCUCGAGGGCACGACGGCGGACGCCGCGCGCGCGGACGCGGCGAACCUUCCGAAGCCACCGUCCGGGGGCUCCGAGAACGCCGACGCCGGCGAGGCCGCGGACUUGACGUUCGACGAGUUCGACAUCGUGGGCGUCCUCGAGCGCGCGGCGCCGCUGCUCGCGAACAAGGUGGACGCGCUCGACGCGGCGGCCGACGACGCGAAACUCUCGAAGGCGGAGCGAUUACGACGCGCGAGGCUGACGCUGCGGCAGCGCCUCGGCAUGUCCGUGAAAGAGGAGGACGACGGCGACCGCGACCGCGGCGACGACAACAAUAAGCCGCCCGCGUCCGGGGUCAACACCGGCGCGUUCAUCGACGUCGACGACUUGCUCGGGGAGGACGACGUGGACGACGAGAUGAUCAAGAGGGAGCCGGACGCGGAGGCGGGACCGAAGAAGGUGGACGCGACGGAUCUCGGGCAGCUCAGCGCGCGCGAGCGGAACCGACUGAAACGGAAGCAGAAGCGCGCGGCGAAGGACGACGGCAGCGGCGGCGCGCCCGCGGCGAAGCGCGCUGCGACCUCGGGGAAGGGCGGCGGCGUGAGAGACAAAGAGCUCGACGCCGCCACCGCCGCGGAAGCCGCGGAGGACGACGACGAAGCCGCGGAGGUUGAAGCCGGGGGCUGGCCGUUGUCGCGCACGUGCGAGAGCCUCGCGUACUCGCUCUUCGCGCCUCGAUGGGAAGAGCGCCACGGCGCCGCGGCCGCGCUGCGCGAGGUCUUGCGGCACCACGCGUCGAUGGCCGCGGUGUCGCGACCGCCGACGCGCGCGACGUCCGCGCCGCCGGGCGCCGCCGCGGAGGCGGCGAGAGCCAACGCGGCGUGGCUCGAAGACGCCGCCGUGCGUCUGCUCUGCCUUCUCUCCCUCGACCGGUUCGGCGAUUACGUCGGCGACGGCGUCGUCGCGCCGGUGCGGGAGACGGGCGCGCAAGCGCUGGGCGCGUCGCUGUUACCGCUGCCGCCGACCGCGGUCGAGGCGGUCACGAGAGCGGUGCUGGUGUUGUUGCGUCGGAAGGAGUGGGAGGUGCGUCACAGCGCGUUGUUGGCGUUGCGAUACGUGCUCGCGGCGCGCGCGUCGCUCGCGCCGCGGCUGCUCCCCGCCGCGCUGCCCGCGGCGACGAGAGCGCUGGACGACAAGGACGACGACGUCCGCGGCGCCGCCGCGGAGGCGCUCCUCCCCGCGGCGUCGCACCUCCCGAAACACAAAGACGAAUUCCCGCCGUUGCUUCACGCGUUGUGGGGUUUGCUCGGUCGUCUGGACGACCCAGAUUUGCUCACGUCGCCGUCCAACGUGCCCAUCAUGUCGCUGAUUUGCGCGCUGUACGAGCUCCCGGAGACGACGAGCGUGCGUCCCACCGCGGAGGAGAACAGCACGCUGAAGGACGUCGUCCCUCGAGUGUUUCCGUUCGCCGCGCACCCUAUCGUGGCCGUGCGCGUGGCGGUGUGGCGGACGCUGCGGCGGCUUCUCGCGAGCGGCGGCGAUGAGAAUCCAAACUCUAAACCGGAGUGGCUCGACGCGCUCUCGGAACCGAUCCUGCGACUGCUGUUCCAGGCGCUCCUCCUCGAGGAAGACGACGAGACCGCGACCGCGGCGUCCGACGCGUGGAACGACGUCCUCGAGCGCGCGGGCGACGACGCCGUCGCGAACGUGGUCGCGGCGCGCGUCGAGGGUUGGUGCUCGACGACGGCGACGACGACGGGCGCGAGGCCGGACGCGAAGCUUCUGUACGUCGUGUCCUUGGGCGGCGGCGACACCACCGGCGCGGACGAGCGCGCGCACGUGUCCACGAGCGAGUGGACCGUCUCCACGGCUGGGCGGUUCCGCGCGAUCGAGGCGCUGUCAAAGCUCGCGGAGGUUUUGUGCGGUCGCGGGGGCGGCGCCGCCGGCGCCGCCGCGAAGGCGUUGGAAGCGCAGGUGGUUCGUCUCAUGGCGUCCAACCGCGCGACGUGGCGGCUCACGGGCGCGCACCUUCUCUCGAGAUGGCUCACCGCGAUCCCCCCCGGGUCGCCGAAGCCCGCGCUGGAGGCCCCGGGCGCGCGGUUGGGUGAAAUCUUAGCGGCGACGAAUCCGGCGUAUCCGUCCGCGCCGUCGCCCGUCGGGUAUCUCGAGCUCGCGAAGGUGGUCGAGAGGGUGAAGACGGAAGCCGCGGGGUUGUUACGCGCCGCCGCGAGCGCGGGGGUGGCGCCGACGGGGGAGGUGCCGUCGCCCGCCGCGGACGGGUUCGGCGCGGAGCACGCGGGGACGCUCUCCGCGGCGAUUCCAAAGCCGUAUGUCGACCCGGCGCUUCGCGCGUCGGGUCGCUUCGACGCGCUCGUCUUACUCCGUCGUCGUCGGGCUUCUUCCCCUCGUGUUGGCGUGGCGUCUGAUCCUCGCGGUCGGACGUUUGCUGCUGGCGUGGCGUCUGAUCCUCGCGGUCGGACGUGCGCUGCGUCUGAUCCUCGCGGUCGGACGUGUUACCUGCGUCUGAUCCUCGCGGUCGGACGCACGCGCCGCAGCACAUCGCCGUGCGCGGCGGGAGGAGGCACCGCGUCGACGGGGGUCACCCUUUCGCGGGCAUGGACGAGGGCGUCGCGCGUUCGCGCGCGCGCUCCUACACGAACGAAACGUCAGGGCAUAGCAGGUUUCCCCAGCCUAGCAUUGGCUCCGGGAGAAGUAUCGUUGCCCCCACAUCUUCAGAGCAAUCUCGAACUCGACUCUCGAUUCGAUCGUCCGUCUGACCCGUCCGACCGCGCGCGCGUCGCUCCGGUCAUCGCGCGAUGCUCACGAUCGAUCGACCCCUCCUUCCUUCCUUCCUCCCUUCCUUCGAACGCGACGCAGGGUCCCGCGGCGGUGGAGUCGGCGCGGUCGCAGCUCUUGGCGUCCGCGGCGUACCUGCACUCGGAACAGACGCGGUUACACUCCGGCGUCCUCGCCGCGGCCGCGUCCGCGGCGGUCGCGUUCGGCGCGCUUCCCGCGAAGCUGAACCCGUUCAUUCAACCGCUCAUGAACGCGAUCAAGCGCGAGAGGGACGAGCUGCUUCAGACGCGAGCCGCGGACGCGCUCGCGGGGUUGAUCAAGCUCUGCGUCGGGCGGACGCCGUCGCCGGUGGGGAAGAUCGCCGGGAACGUGUGCGCGCUCGCGUGCGCGGACCGCGCCGAGACGCCGAACGCGCUGGUGGAGGCGGACGCGCCGUCGGAGUGCGGCGCGAAGGAAGUUUUGUCGGACAUGUCGGAGUUGUCCGACGCGGCUGUCGCGCGGCGCGGCGCGGAGGCGACGUUACGCGCGCUGUCGUCCGCGUUCGGCGCGUCCGUGUUCACGUCCGCGCCGAAACUCUGGGAGCUCAUGGCCGGGUCGCUGACCGCCGCGGGAGCCGCCCCGCAGGCUGUGGUGGACGGAUUGCAGAUCCUGAAAGUGUUGGGCCCAGUCGCGCACGCGGACGUGCGCGCGUCGGUGCUGGAAUUACUCCCCGUCGCGUUCGACAAAGCCACCGCCGCGGGUUCGUCCACGGCGCUGCAGACGACCGCCGCGCGCGCGAUCGCCGCGCUCGCGCUCGCGGCGCCGUCCGACGUCGUCCCGUCGCUCCUCGAGCGGAUCGUCCCGGCGUUGGAAAACGCCGGAGAGGCGGACGACGCGGCGGCGAAACGACGCGGCGCCUCCGCGGUGUCCGCGAGCCUCGUGCGCGCGCUCGGCCCCGCGCUCGCGCCGUUCUGCGUCCUUCUUCUCGUGCCGCUCAUGGGUCGCAUGUCCGACCCGCACGAGAGCGUCCGGGAGAUGGCAACGCGGUCGUUCGCCGCGCUCGUGCCGCUGCUGCCGCUGGCGCGCGGCGCGGCGCAGCCGGAGACGUUGUCCGACGCGCAGAAGAAGCGAAGCGAAGCGGACGGCGCGUUUUUGGAAGCGUUGCUGGAUAACAGCAAGGUGGAAGACUUCGAGCUGCCGUUUCACUGCAACCGCACGUUGCGACCGUAUCAACAGGAGGGCGUGAACUGGCUCGCGUUCCUGCGAAGGUUUAAACUCCACGGCGCGCUGUGCGACGACAUGGGGCUGGGGAAGACGCUGCAGAGCACGUGCAUUCUCGCGGCGACCGUCGUCGAGCGUCGAAGAGAACGCUUACCGAAACUCCCCGCGCUCGUCGUGUGCCCGCCCACGCUCGUCGGUCACUGGGCGCACGAGAUCGGUCUGUACGUCUCCGAGGACGUCUUAAAGCCGCUCGAGUACGCGGGGUCGCCUAACGAACGCGCCGCGCUUCGGCCCGACAUCGAAUCCGGGGAAUACGACGUCGUGAUCAUGUCGUACGACGCGUUACGGCAAGACGUGGAGUAUCUCACGACGAAUAAAUCGUUUUCGUAUUGCAUCCUGGACGAAGGCCACGCGAUUCGGAACCCGAAAGCGCGUAUCACGCAGGCGGUGAAGAAGAUCCGCGCGGAACAUCGGUUGCUUCUCUCCGGGACGCCGAUCCAAAACGACGUCGUCGAGCUCUGGAGUCUGUUCGAUUUCCUCAUGCCAGGUUUCCUCGGGACGGAGCGCGAGUUUAAGACGUCGUACGGCAUCGCCGGCGCGCGGUCCGCGGCGGCAAAAAAAGGCGGCGGCCUCACCGAAGCCGGCGCGCUCACCAUGGGCGCGCUGCACAAGCAGGUCAUGCCGUUCGUCUUACGGCGGACGAAGGACGAGGUUCUGAAAGACCUCCCGCCGAAAAUUAUCCAAGACGUCUACGUCGACCUGAGCGUCAACCAAAAGAAGCUCUACGACGCGUUCGAAGGAAGCUCCGUGAAGAGCGAGAUCGAGACCGCGGUUUCCGGCGGCGGCGGCGGCGCCGACGGCGACGGCGCGGGCGCGACGUCGCACGUGUUCCAAGCGCUGCAGUACCUGAGGAAGCUAUGCUCGCACCCGCGGCUCGUGAACGGAGGGAAGAAGGCGGUCGGCGGGAAGGUUUCCGCCGAAGACGCGUCGCCAAAGUUUGUCGCGUUGAAACAGAUCCUCCUCGACGCCGGCAUCGGCCGCGACCCGGACGUCGAGAGGGAAGAUCAAGAGACCGGGGGCUUCGCGAAGAAAGAGAGCGAGAGCAGCGGGCACCGGGUGUUGAUCUUCACGCAGCUCAAGGGGUUGCUCGACCUCGUCGAGGAAGAGCUCUUCGGGACGAUGAUGCGAGGCGUGUCGUGGUUGCGUCUGGACGGGUCGGUCCCGCCGACGCGACGGUUCGACGUCGUUCGGAAGUUCAACGCGGACCCUUCCAUAGACGUGUUGCUGCUCACGACGCACGUCGGCGGGUUAGGCCUCAACCUCACCUCCGCGGACACCGUGGUGUUCUUAGAGCACGACUGGAACCCGCAGAAAGACUUGCAGGCGAUGGACCGCGCGCAUCGACUCGGGCAAAAGAAAACCGUCAACGUGUACCGGCUUCUCACGAAGGGCACGAUGGAGGAGAAGAUCAUGGGGCUGCAGCGGUUCAAGCUCGACGUCGCGAACGCGGUCGUGAACACGGACAACAUGAGCCUGUCCGCGAUGGACACCGGUCAGAUGCUCGAGCUGUUCACGGCGGACAAGGGGGGCGGGAAGGGCGGCGGCGGCGGCGGCGGCGGCGGCGGCGCGGGGGGAGGCAACGCCGUCGCCGCGGCCGCCGCGGACGCGGCGAGCGGCGGCGUGAAAGCCGCGCUCGUCGGUCUCGAGGAGCUGUGGGACGAGAACCAGUACAAGGAAGAGUUCGCGUUGGACGGCUUCAUCAACAGUCUGAACGCGAAGGGAUGA